This is a messenger RNA of Wyeomyia smithii (pitcher-plant mosquito), 1017 nucleotides long. It is a transcript of the gene sqh, whose product is annotated as myosin regulatory light chain sqh. Gene Ontology annotation, cellular component: cytoplasm; myosin II complex. Gene Ontology annotation, molecular function: calcium ion binding; myosin heavy chain binding. NCBI's taxonomy places the organism in Eukaryota, Metazoa, Arthropoda, Insecta, Diptera, Culicidae. Bases 165 to 689 code for a protein of 174 amino acids. The transcript is spliced from 2 exons. Gene Ontology annotation, biological process: locomotion; post-embryonic development. The record is from RefSeq and is a predicted model, not a curated record.
CAUUAUCCAAGUCGUCCGACUCGGCUGCACGUUCAGUCAGCGAGGGUGACUCGAGUUGUAAAGUGUUGUGCGGUUAGCGUGUCUUGUUUCGUAGCUCGAUCUCAAAACAAGAGAUACUCUGAUCCCUCUCGUGUAGAGCCAAGCACAAAACAAAGCCAGUCGCUAUGUCUUCCCGCAAAACUGCCGUGCGUCGGGGUACGACCAAGAAGCGUGCCCAGCGUGCCACCUCGAACGUGUUCGCCAUGUUCGACCAGGCCCAGAUCGCCGAGUUCAAGGAGGCGUUCAACAUGAUCGACCAGAACCGGGACGGAUUCAUCGAGAAGGAAGACCUGCACGAUAUGCUGGCCUCGCUCGGCAAGAACCCGACCGAGGACUACCUGGAGGGUAUGAUGAACGAGGCGCCGGGACCGAUCAAUUUCACCAUGUUCCUGACGCUGUUUGGCGAGCGGCUGCAGGGCACCGAUCCGGAGGAUGUUAUCAAGAACGCCUUUGGAUGCUUUGACGAGGAUAAUACUGGUCUCAUCAAUGAGGAACGAUUGCGGGAGCUACUGACCACGAUGGGUGAUCGGUUCACCGACGAGGACGUGGACGAAAUGUUCCGCGAGGCACCGAUCAAGAAUACCAUGUUCGAUUACAUCGAGUUCACCAGAAUCCUGAAGCACGGCGCCAAGGACAAGGACGAACAGUAAUUUAUUAUUUGCCUUCGUUUAUUAUUACUUGAAUUGUGUAUUUCCAUGUUUAACCGUGUUUAGUUAGUUGUUCUUCCUUACUUUCUUCUUUCCAAACCUUUUUUCGGUUGCAACUGCCAUCAGUAUUCCCCCUUAAGAUUGGAAACCCUGCGGGUUUCGCAUUUAGCUUGUUUCUCCUCUCAUCAAAACCAAACCGAUAUCGUGUAACCGAAUAUAUAGCACCAUUCAGAGCUGUUUUAUCAAAUCUAUUUGUAAUCAGAUCUAUUAUCUUUUAGCGAGAGCAAAGGGAAAAACUUUUUGAAUAUAUAUUUUUUAUAUCGUAUAGUAA